Molecule: messenger RNA, 3359 nt
Organism: Mus musculus (house mouse)
Lineage: Eukaryota; Metazoa; Chordata; Mammalia; Rodentia; Muridae
Gene: Rufy4
Product: RUN and FYVE domain containing 4
Exons: 13
Coding region: 1093-2880 (595 amino acids)
Biological process (GO): positive regulation of macroautophagy; vacuole organization; positive regulation of retrograde axon cargo transport
Cellular component (GO): autophagosome; lysosome; endolysosome
Molecular function (GO): dynactin binding; phosphatidylinositol-3-phosphate binding
Source: RefSeq, a predicted model, not a curated record
CGCUCUGCCAGGCAGUGGGAGUGCGGGGCCUGGCGAGGGGCGGCGACACGGACGCUGGAGGCAGAAGGCGGGGAGGGGACCCGAGGGCGCGGGAAGGCGGGAGGGGCGGCGGCGGGAUCCCCGGGACAGGCUGAACUGGGAACGCAAGAGAGCGACGCCGUGACUAGUGAGCGACUGAGAGACUGACACCAGAGAAGGGAUCUGAAGGGACAGAGACGGUGGCAUGGAGGACGAGGGGAGCGCCGGGGUUAGAUCUGGCUCUGCACCGGGCAGAAGGGCGGGACAUGGAGCAGAGAACAGCACGUUUGGGGAUCGCUCUGAGCCCUACUUACAAGUAGUUCCUCGAGCUCGUAAAAGUAGUUCUAGAAGUCCCUAACCCUUGGUUUUAAGUGACAUGCCAGCCUGGCCUAGAAAAAGGAUGACCCCAGCACCAGGAAGUUGAACGAGAGCAGCGGGAAAGACCACCCUACACCGAGCAGCCCACCUGGCGUUUCCAUCCCCGGGAAGUGGGUACCAGGGCUGGAAGGAAGGCACCCCAACACUGACUGGGAUCCCGCAGCUGGCUGGGGUAAGAGGAGGGAGAAAGACACUUGGUGGCCGUUUGCCCCUUCUCCCCACCUGUGUCACUUUCAGUCCAGUGACAGAAGAGACAACUCGAGAAAAGGAGCCCACUAGCGCUUCUGUCAGCCCCUUUCCGCCAUCUACUGGCAACAAGACAGAAAGACAGGAGCAGGUGCCCGGGAAAGGAAGCCCCUGCCGGUGUUGUGUUUUGCCACCAACUGGCCUCAUGCCAGAUGACUUUGAGGAAGCCACCCAUUCUGCCUCAGUGCCCUGAUCUUUCUCUACCACUUCUCCCUGGCCAGGGUUGGUCCAGCCCCCUUCAGGCUGGGCUGAGUCACUCCCCAGGCAGGAGAGCUGGAAAAGACUGUGCAGAGCCCACAGUCACAAGGGACAUACUCAGGCUACAGAAUCCUGCCCACAUCCCAAACAGACAAGCUUUUCUCAGUCUAAACUCUCAUCCCGUCCAUAUGUAAGGAAAGCAAGCAGCUGAACCCAGAGGAUCACAGGGAAUCCCAUCACUUCCGAGUCUUCAUGGCCAACAACGGGACCAUCCUCAAGAUCAGCAGAAGCCUGAAAAAUGCAGUCUCUGCCAUCCUCCAGGGAUAUGGGGACGGGCAGGAGCCAGUGACAGAAACCAGCGCUGAGCUACACAGACUCUGUGGCUGCCUGGAGCUGCUACUGCAGUUUGAUCAGAAAGAGCAGAGGAGCUUCCUGGGGGCCCGGAAGGAUUACUGGGACUUCCUAUUCACUGCCCUUCGACGGCACCGGGGAUACACAGAGCAGAUGAGCUUCAUAUGCUCACAGGACAAGCUGAAGACCUCACUAGGAAAAGGUCGUGCCUUUAUCCGACUCUGCCUUGCCCGAGGCCAGCUGGCUGAGUCGAUGCAGCUGUGCCUCCUGAACCCACAACUCACCAGGGAAUGGUAUGGCCCUCGGAGCCCUCUGUUGUGCGCUGAGCUCCAGGAAGACAUCUUGGACUCUCUCUAUGCCCUCAAUGGAGUUGCCUUCAACUUGGACCUGCAGCGGCCAGACCUGGAUGAAGCCUGGCCCAUGUUCUCAGAGUCCCGCUGUUCCAGUCCCAGCCGGACCGGGAAAAGAAGACCCGGGAAACCCAAAGGUUUUCCAGAGGAGAUGAGAAUGCAGAAAGACAAAAUCGAGUGCAGGAGAGAAGGUGAAAGGAGAAGGUGGAGGAAUUCAGGGGGAGCAAGAACAACACAGGUGACAGAGGUGAGAUGCUCCAGGGGAGAGCAGCUGCAGGAACCAGACACUGGAGGAACCAGCUGUCUGCAGGAUGCAACCAGAGAAGACCGCACACCUGACCUCUGUAAACCCUUGCAGCCAAGCCAUCUUCCCACCUUUCUGGAAGAGAAGAGGGAGGAUUCCAGAAGCCUCAGUUGUCCCCAGAGCACUUGGGAAACAGAAAGGGAAGGAUUUCAGCUAGACCAGAAGGAUGGAGGCCCAAAGCCCAGGAAAUUCCUGGAAAACUCAACAGCCAGCAUCCAGCAACAGAGGAGCAGGGCUAAGGAUGUUAAAAUGCAGCUGACAGGAAGGAAAGUUGAAGGAAAAGGAAGUCUGUCGGGGACAGAAGAUCAGAGAACAACAGAAGGGAUCCAGAAAAGGGCAGCAGAUUGGGACCUUGGCCAGGGGCUGAUGGCCCCCGGUCUUCAGGGAAGAGAAGAUGCAGAGUUAGGAUACAGGUGUGAGUGGAAUCAGCCUGAUGUUCUCAGGCAAUCCUGGGUCCUGGGAACAAAGAAAAGUUCUCCCACAGAGAAGCCACAAGAGUGGACAGGAGUGACCAGUGGAACCAUGCAGGAGGAUGGGUCAGAAGUGCCCUUGCAGCAGGAGGUGAUCAAGGACCCUGGGUAUGGGCUCCAGCUGGCAAAGGAACAGGCCCAGUGCCAGGAGCAGCUGCGGGCACAGGAAGCAGAACUUCAGGCGCUCCAGGAGCAGCUCAGCAGGUGUCAAAAAGAAAGAGCCCUGUUGCAAGUGAAGCUGGAGCAGAAGCAGCAGGAGGCUGAGAGGAGGGACGCCAUGUAUCAGACAGAGCUUGAAGGGCAGAGGGACCUGGUCCAGGCCAUGAAAAGGAGGGUGUUGGAACUGAUCCAUGAGAAGGACCUUCAGUGGCAGAGACUCCAGCAGCUGUCUACUGUGGCCCCUGGACACUGCAUAGGCUGCAACAAGGUCUUCAGGCGUCUGUCUCGGCGGUAUCCUUGCAGGCUCUGUGGAGGCCUGGUUUGCCACGCCUGCUCUGUAGACUACAAGAAGAGAGAGCGUUGCUGCCCAACCUGUGCCCAGCAGGAAGAAAUCCAGGACACCUGACAGCACAAGGCAACUAAGACCAGCCGCCCCACCAGUUCACUCUCCCUGUUUCUCUUCCCAACCCUGAUGUCUGACUACUCUUUUCUUCUGCAAGCUGGGGCCCCAGCACCGCUGUGGAGGGCCAGAGGGAACAGCUGGCAGUCCACAGAUAGGCCUAGCUCUGCGUUCCUGUGGAAGGGACUGAGGGGAACAUGCCAAAGCUCUAGAAGCAUUGUGUCUGAUGAGGAAGACAUGCCAUAACCUCUCUGUAAAGUCCCUUGAAGCACAGUGAGUCGUGACCAUGAAUAAGAGCAGCCCAGGGCCCAGAUGUUUCCUAGCCACCCUCCCCCUCCCCCAUCACCCAUAAGAAGCGAAGUCCAAAUACAUUGGGCUCUUCAGGAACCUCCCCUCCGAUCUCCUUCAGAGAUCAUUGCCUUAUCUUGUGUUUCGCAGAUUUACUGAGUCGUUGUUGACAUAGAAUAAACAUUGUGUAAGUGUGA